Messenger RNA from Aspergillus puulaauensis, 1005 nucleotides. RefSeq names its product NAD(P)H-quinone oxidoreductase. Bases 1 to 1005 code for a protein of 334 amino acids. The record is from RefSeq and is a predicted model, not a curated record. NCBI's taxonomy places the organism in Eukaryota, Fungi, Ascomycota, Eurotiomycetes, Eurotiales, Aspergillaceae. Gene Ontology annotation, molecular function: oxidoreductase activity. The transcript is spliced from 4 exons.
AUGCCGGAAAUGAGAGCAGUUGUGGUAGAGGGCGGCAAAGGUCCCGCGGACGCCAUGUCCAUCGAGCAGAUCCCAAAGCCGGCACCGUCGGUGGGACAGGCAUUGGUCAAAAUCAAGGCCUUUGGUCUGAACCGCAUGGAUCUACUACAGAGGGAGGGUCUAUACCCUCUUCCACCACAAGCGCCAGAGACCAUGGGUGUCGAGUUCUCAGGCACUGUGGAGUCGAUCGGCGCUGACGCGGAAUCUGGCUUCAAGGUUGGAGAUGCCGUGUUCGGUCUUGCGUAUGGAGGGGCGUAUGCAGAGUACAUCGUCGUCGAUACGGGAAUGCUGAUCCAUAAACCUACGGAGCUUUCGUGGGAACAGGCUGCUGGUGUUCCAGAGACGUGGAUCACUGCAUCGCAGGCCCUCAACGUCAUCGGAGAAUUCAAGCAAGGCCAUUCUGUACUUUGGCACGCCGGCGCCUCAUCCGUCUCCAUCUGCGGCAUCCAACUCGCCAGGGCAGAGGGUGCUAAAGCCAUCUACGCGACAGCCGGCUCCCAGGAAAAAUGCGAUUUUCUUGUCAACGAACUAGGCGUGACAGCCGCCAUCAACUACAGGACUCAAGACUGGGCCGUGGAGCUUAACAAAGUUACAAACGGGGCGGGCGUUGACCUGAUUGUUGACUUUAUCGGCGCGAACUACUUCCAGGGGAACCUGGACAUUGCGGCGCCUGAUGGCCGCGUUGUUGUUCUAGGCUUGAUGAGCGGAAGCCAAUUGCCGAACGAUGUGGACAUUGGCCAGUUGCUAUUCAAGCGACUCCGCGUCGAGGGUAGUACGCUUCGCAGCCGGGAACUUGAGUAUCAGCGGAGGCUGAGAGACUCCAUGGUGGAGCAUGUGCUCCCGGGACUGAAAGACAGGACGUUCAAAGUCUUUGUUGAGAGAGUCUUUCCUUUUUCUGAGAUUGUGGAAGCUCAUAAGUUGCUGGAGACUAACAGGACGAGGGGCAAGUUAGUGUGCGUUAUAUAA